AUGCAGACGUUUCGCGAUCACAUUUCGACAAUUGAUUCGAAUUAUUUACGAGCAAACGUCACUUUUGACAACGCAACUUACGAUUUGAAAUUUGCAUGCUCGUUGUUGCUUGGAUAUAAAUGUGGCAUUAAUAUGAUAUUCAAAGAAUUUCAACCAAGCUCUUUAUCUGGAAGUUUCACCUCAAUUAAUGAAACUUGCUGGAAAAGAUGUGAAUGCGAAAAUGAUAAAUAUGUUAGAAGAGGUGAAGAAUGCGUUAAAACUCAGCAAGUACCACUUAAAGCAGACAAAUCAGCGGUACAAAGAGGAAUUUCGCUUCCUAGUGGUAUAGUGGAUUGCCGAUAUUCAGAAUGUAAUUAUGGAGGAAAAAUUGUUGAUUAUGGCUGCCACAGAACGAAUGAGAAGUGUGGAACCAAUAUGGAAUAUAGAACUGUUUCUAAAACACUUUUUAUGGAUAACAUAGUUGCUCGUUAUAAAUGCAUGCAAAAAUGUGUUUGCGUGGGUAAUAAUUAUUUUUUAAAAAAUGGACAAUGUUUCAAUUACGAAACUCUUCUAUCGCAUGGAAAUCUCAAUGAAACUAAGUACAGUAAUAGUGAGAACGAGGAAAAUAAUCAAGAAUUGAAUAGAGCAGAAGGAAAUCAUUCUGCACGUCAAAAAGAAGCACAGACGACGGUUUCGAUCGGCGAUCGAGCUCCAGCAACUUCUGAAUCGAAUCUUUUGCGAGGCAGCGACGAUUUUAACGACGUUUCAACGACUUAUAAUUUGAAAUUCAUAUGCUCGAUACUUCUUGGAUAUAAAUGUGGCAUUAAUAUGAUAUUCAAAGAAAUUCAACCAAGCUCUUUAUCUGAAAAUUCUACCUCAAAUAAUGAGAUUUGCUGGAUUAGAUGCGAAUGUGAAAGUGAGAAAUAUACUAAAAUUGGCAAUGAAUGCGUUGAAAUUCAGCAACAAACUACGGUUAAAAUAGUUGAAACCAUUCGAUCAGAACAAGAAAAUCCAGUGGUUAAAAAUCAUGAAUUGUGCAAAGGAAGUCCAUGUGUGCUUAACAAAAUAUUUACGGAAUCUUGUAAUAGUGAAAAUAAAUCCUGUGGAAAGAACAUGAAACGUGUAAUCAUUUAUCGAUAUCCAUCUUUGUGGGAACCAUAUAUCGAUGGAUGCAAAAUGCAGUGCAAAUGCAGUGAAGGAUUUCAGGAAAAAGAAAAAGAAGGAACGUGCAUUUUGGUUUCUUCGUAG
Messenger RNA from Dracunculus medinensis (Guinea worm), 1227 nucleotides. The record is from the annotation of a GenBank genome assembly. Lineage: Eukaryota; Metazoa; Nematoda; Chromadorea; Rhabditida; Dracunculidae.